Penaeus chinensis is the source of this 8007-nucleotide messenger RNA. Its product is annotated as proteoglycan 4-like. The transcript is spliced from 20 exons. Lineage: Eukaryota; Metazoa; Arthropoda; Malacostraca; Decapoda; Penaeidae. The record is from RefSeq and is a predicted model, not a curated record. The coding region runs from base 1339 to 4893 and encodes 1184 amino acids. Gene Ontology annotation, molecular function: microtubule binding. Gene Ontology annotation, biological process: negative regulation of centriole replication.
AGCGCGCUACUCUGUAAAAACAGGCGACGGGAGGGGAGCCUUCGCUAACUCUCACUCAGAUGGAGACUUGUCGUUUGGACACCUGGUGACAGCAACUUCUACACGAGGGCUCGCUUUCCAGACGUUUUGCCGAGGAUUAAAUCGCCGUAAAUCCACUAAAAUACGGUCGCACCCCCUCUAGCGGCCGCGGGUGGAACUACGCCUCAGCCCAGCGAGCCGCCGACUCCACAAUCAAUAACCCAACAGAAGGCCAGACAUUCUCAUCUGGGGAAGAGCGCGCUGGUGCUCUCCUCGACGCAAAUUCGAAUCGACUUCGUGUGUUUGUAGACAGAACUUGCCUCUCGGGGACUUGAUUCCAAGGUGCCACUCGGACAAGGGACGGGUGCGGGUCCAGUGCGUCUGUUGGGUCGCGGGUAGGAGGGAGAUAUAUAGAAAAAAAUAUAAAUACAUAUAUAACAGUGAAGAUUGAAGAUAUUUCCCAUUGUUUGAUACCGAUGUGAAGUGAUUUUUUAUAAUAAAAAUAUAUAUAGAAUCCAGAGAUAAAAAAAGUAAUAAUUCGGUGGUGCUGCCUGUGCGACCCAAAUACCUAACCAUAUGAAGGGUUCCAUACCGGUUUCGAAGUGUUUAUGAUCUGUAGCGAAGUGUUUCUUGCAUAGUGAUUGUUAACAAGGUGUGUGGAGCCUUUUGCGCUGUGUAUGUGCGGCUGGCGGCGACAGUCCCUGCGGUGAACAGGUAUGGGACGAAGACGGUACGAUUGGAAUCCCGCACCCGAUCACCCCAUGAAGGAAAGUGACUAGAACUGACAACCCGAAAGAGGAAAAUUAAAAAAGGAAAACGAUUGAUAAAUCUGAUCCCAAAGCAAAACAAAAAGAAAGAAAAAAAGAGGAACAUUAAAAAAAAACUGAAAAAAAGAGAAAAUCGAUCCGUUCGAAAUUCGCGACGGACACGAUGCCCUGAUCUCCCCUCGACGGAGAUUCUCGCCGCCCAUCGACGAUUUUGUGGGCGUUUCUCUCUUUCUCUUCACACCCACCCACUUACACACCCAACGCCCACACUGACACCACGCCCACUGUACCACAUUCGCGCCCAACCUACACAUAACACCAUCCAACCUUUCAUCUUCCUUCGACAUCGCGAAGAAACUAAAUUAAAGAAACAAAAUUUUAAGAAAGGAAAUUAGAAAGAGAAAAACGAACGAGAGAGAAAAAAGAGAGAAAGAGAUUCGAACAAUUCGACGAAACGCGCGCGUCGUUUGCCCGUCCGUGUAAGUGCCUCCAGGACCCUCCCGAACACAAUCCCGCGGGGCGUGGCCUCGUAGGGACCCGCCCACAGUGAAGGAUGUUGUCGUCCUGCUGGUUCACGACUCCCUUCACCGGAUGCUUCAGCACGGCCGUCAAAGGUGGCGUCGGCAGCGGUAUGCAGGAGGGUGGAGAGGGCGAGACACGAGUCCGCGUUAGCCAGUCGGAAGAACGCAGCCGUCGAUUCCUCCGACCGUCGCACCGAAGUCGUUCCGAGGGGCCCCUAGGCAGAGACAUUGAUGAUGAUAGUUUUCUUGUGUCUGAGUACAAGACCCAGUUUGCCUGGGUUAGGAGGCCACCCUCCGCCAGGGGCCCUGAGGCAGCACCGCUCCUCGAGGCGGAAAAGCCGCCGCCCCAAGCCACAAAGAGCCAGGUGAACGGCAGCGCAGGAGGAGCCGCAGGCGACGGCGGAGGAGCUGCCGUGACCAUCAACGAUUCUGAGCCUCCCGCAGCAGGUCAGCAUCACCACCACCACCACCAGCACCAGCAGGAGCAGCCCCGCACGCCUCGUAAGUCCAAGUCGAUGGGUCGCAUUCACGGUGGAGGCGCUGUGCCCGAGGUAGGAGGCGGAGAGGGGGCCGCUGGUGGCCCUCACGCCGCGGGCGCCGCUGAGCACGGGGCCGGCACGGAGGGCCAGCACGACCAGCAGCAGGCAUCGCAACCCCGAACCGACGCUACCGCUGCUGCACCUAACUGGCACCGGGGCCAUCGCCGGACGCCCUCCGAUGGCGUGGCAUGGCGGCACUCCAAAGGAUUGGAGGCUGAUCGAAUCAUUGGCGGGGAAACUAUGUUGGCUUCAUCUGAUGAUAAAUUUUCCAAGAGAGUCUAUAAGUCUGAAUACCGCAAGAAGUUCCGUCCAUUCUCGCAGUACCAAUAUGUGGAUGGCAAAUUCCAUAAGGUGAAGGGCGAUGAGCCGGCAGCUGCAGCAGGCGGCGACUCGGCAAACAACUGGUACAAGGAAGUCAUCGAACUGCGCCGUCAAGCUGGCCAGUAUAGGGCGAGACACGAUAUCGGUGACGUGUGGCGGACAGUCCAGCACCGUGGUUGGGGAGUGGAAACUGCUUCAGAGAGGUUAGCGGAGAUAUACAGUAAGCAAGCAGAAUUAUGGGAACAGGUAUCUCGUAGGUCCUCCCUCCAGGCUCUCUCUCUAGCAUCGGCUACACCCAGCCGGCCGAUCAGUAAGGCAGAGAAGGAGAUAGAGAACUCACGCAGGUCCUCCCCAAUCAAACACGUGAGUACCUCUUCCCGAGAGCGCCCCAGCACAGCGCCUCCAAAGCCCAAGCCUGCCGCCGUGCAUAGCCAGAAGACCGCUGCUGACAAGACCGAUGGAAAGACCUCAAAAGAGUCCACCCCUCGCCACCACUAUGAGCGCACUACAGGUUCAGCAGAGGAGGGUCUUUUGAUCACUUCGCCUUCACGUGACAAGCUUGAACCAUUCAUCCCCGAUGAUUGGUCCACCCGACGCUCAUCACGAAGGACUCCACCAAUCACAAGUCCCGUCAAAGAUGGCCCCAGCAGACGAAGGUCCAAUCGUGCCUCCUCCGUCGCCAGACCAACCCCCACCAGGGACUGUAGGUCCGCAGUAGGAGGCCGGUCCGUAAGCGUUGGCCCAGAGAACCGCUCGCCGAAGCGCACCUCCCGCCCACCCUCCACCCAUGCCACUGCCCCUGCGACCAAGCCGGAGCGACGCCCACGACCAACGUCCCUCUCCACUAGUGCUCGCCGCAAGGGUACUGACGCUUUGCCCCACCGCCCUUCCUCCCACGAUGAUGGUAGCGUGCCUAAGAAAGCCUCUAAAGCUAAGACUCAUGACCACACUGCUUCGCCUAGGAAGGGUGAGGACAAGAGCAAAGUGGAGAAAAAACAGAUUAGUGAGGAAACUGACUCUAAGAAGGACAAAGAAAAGGAGAUUGUGCCCAAGGAUGGACCCAAGGACAUUACGAAGGAUGGAGUUAAAGACAGCCCCAAGGAACCCGUUGAGGCUGUGAAGGAGUCCAGCGCAAGGAAGUCGACCCCCGAGCCCAGAUUCGACCCCGAGAAGUACGAACCAGUGGUCAAGACUCCCCCAGAGCCUACCCGAGUCAAGUCACCAGACCAGAUGAUGGUGAAGAGCCCUGACCCGGUCAAUUGGACCGUUCCCCUGGAUACCGGCAAGACCUUUACCGUGACGCACAACAUCCCAGAAGGUGAAUCAGCACGUGGAACACCUUCCUCCGAGUACCGCCAUGUGUUGGAGUCACGCACUCGCCAGACACCCGAACCCACCAAGCUGAACCAAGGUUCACUCGCAGGCACUCCCGUGUCUGCCAUUGCCUCUGAAGCCAAGUCCCACACUCAGGAGCCCUUCAAGCCUACCACUGCCACAACCGUAGAUCCUAAGAUUGAAGAAAAGCCAAUUGAGAAGAAGCAAGAGGCAAAACCAACAGAGAUCAUCAAGCAUGCUGAACCAAAACCUGUAGAGACUAAGACCCCAGAGGUGAAACCAGAACAGAAGCCAGAACAGAAGCCAGAGCAGAAGCCAGAGCAGAAGCCAGAGCAGAAGCCCACUGAAGCCAAGGCCCCAGAACCAAAACCCACUGAAACCAAGGCACCAGAGCCUGUUUCAGCUGAGGUUAAACCAGCUGACACCAAAGUCCCAGAGACUAAGCCAGCUGAUGUGAAGGCACCUGACACAAAGCCUGUAGAACCAAAGGCCCCAGAGCCAAAACCAGCGGAAGCCAAGUUGCCACUGACAUUUGAAAAGGAAAAGUCAGAACCACAGCUCUCUGAUAUCAAAGCCUUUGAGCCUAUGAAGAAGGAACAGACCCCUGAGGCAAAGAAGUCAGAGCCUCAGCCCCUCCAGCAGCCGCAGCCUACACCACUGGCCCAGCAACCGCAGGCACCACCAAGUCCAACUGCACCUAAACAGGCUUCCCCUGUGGAAGAUGUUCUUCCUGCUUCAGGUGCGGUUGAUCCUAUGACAAUGUCCAUGUUUGGCUCCCUCAAUGGCAUGAAUGGCAAGAGCUCAGGUACACCAUCUCCUACCAAGCCUGAGGUGCCCCUUCCCUCUGAACCUGCAAAGGAUACCAGUUCAGCUGAAUCAAAGCCUGUUGGUGUCCGCAGUGUCCCCGGCACUAACCUUAGGUGCCUCGACGAUCCUUCCUUCAUGUUUGACAAGCCAUCUGUAGGUACAAGUAACUCCCCCAAGACUGGUUCAUACAAGGUACUUGAUGCUCCAACUGAACCACAGCAGCCAAAGAGUGCUGGUUACCGUGUAUUAGAAGCCCCAGGAGGUCCUUCUGAGGUUAAGGACGCUCCUGAGCAGUCUCCCACAAAGCCAGAGCCCCCUGUUAAGCCUUCACCUUACAGGGUACUUGAAGCUCCUCUUGAUCCCCCAACCAAGCCCAAGGGCUCCCCUUACCGUGUACUGGAGGCCCCAGAUGCCCCUUACUACCCCCAGCCACAGAGUGUAGGUGCAGCACAGGAGUCUAAGCCCCCUUCCCUUGUCUCCCCGUCUUCCGGUAGGACGGUAACUGAUGCACUAGACAAGGCCCGUGCCCGUUUUGAUUCCUUCUGGGGGGGCGCAAAAGAUAAAGAUCCUCCCAGCAAAGUCUAGGUGCCCAAAUCCAAUAGCCAUGUUCCAAUUUCAAGUGAGAUAUCUAUGAAGACAGUUUGCUACAUGAACAGUUACUAAAUUUAUAGGUAACAAUAACUAAUUUUUUGGUGCAUCUUCAUGGAUAUUUCUAAUAAGCCGAAGGAUGAGCUGUUAACAACCAUUCCAUGCAGAUUUUGGUGAUGUAGAAAAUUUAUGCCAUCAUCAAUGACCCCACAUUCAUGCUGGGUUCUUGGUCAACAGCACAUCUUCGGUAUAUGAAAUGUUGAGAAAACCCACAGGCCAUCAAUUCAGCCAGAUGUUUAAUCGCAAUACUCAUACUAUUUUUGUUAGUUGUCAUAGAUGCUAUUUAACUCUUUCUGGACUUCACUCAAGGCUACGCAGUAUAGUAUUUCCUGUGGGUUUUUCUUAUACGAAGCACUUGCUAGUAGGCUAAGAAUGUGAGAUUGUUUAUAAUAUGACCGAUAAGGUCCAUUUUAGUUUCUAUAUGUUUAGCUUUUAUUGAAAAUGUGAGAAUGAAAGGCAAGCCAGAGUCAUGGUGUUUGUAGGGAAUGCCAAGUGUGACCAGAGAUUCAGAUAAUUUAUCUUGUUACAACCAUUCAACUUGUCAUCUGUUUACGGUGGCUCAUUACAUUAUCUCAGAGAACUGGAACACUGCCAGAACUCCCCAAGUGUGAAGUUUUGGAGUGUAAGUGUCAUAUUUGUUGAAAGAAAGGAUAUAUACUGAUGAUGCAACACACUUGUGUAGAACUUUUAAAAAGAUGCUGAUUUACAUUUUGGAUGAACUUGUCUUAAACUUUGAGGAAAUUAUGGGUAUUCUCUGAAAGUUUUACAAAUUAAUAUCAGCAGUGAGUACUGUCUUCUGGACCUUCAGAGUAAAAUGUGUGGUUGAGUUGACAGAUAUUGUUUGAAUGAACAUAUGUUAUGUUAGGAUAUAUUAAAGUAAAACAAAAAAAAUCUGUAUUUACACUUUACAUAUCUAGAAACAGUGUAAUAAAACAGUGAUUUUAGAUAUGAACUCUAUAUAAUAGGAAUAUUGGGUAUAAUGGGUGUGUAUAUAUAUAUAUAUGCAAAUUUACAUUGGCAUGGUUUUAAACUGUGUUAUCAGUUUAUGUUAUUUAUUUAACAAAGGGAUUUAAAGUUGUAUGUGUGGAUUUGAAAGUUGUCUUCUUAGGGUAAAACUCUGCCAAAAUGAUUAAGAGGCUAACUCUCUCCUAGGUCAUGAAGUAUAACCUAGGUCGUGAAGUCUAUCCUAGGGCUUGAAGUCUCUCCUAGGUAGAACGUGAAGUCGUGUCCUAGGGUGCUAUUUCUGCUCCGAGCACUGUCUGUGUCCUAGGGAUAUAUAACUAUAACUUUAGAUGAAGUACUAGAAGGAACUUGGGUCAAACUUGGCAUUUCAUCCUGGCCUUAAUACUAAUGCCUAUACAGGGGAACACUUGGCAUCCGCAAGUCUAGAAUCAAGCUUUUAGUACUCUUGAAAGAUUAUAAAGAUAAACUUUGUAGGAUUUUUGAAAGUGUGAAUCCUAGAAGCCUGGAGUACAGUGGUCCUGAUAUGUGAGAUUUUAGCAGGAAUCUUUAGAGUUGUCUAACAUGAGGAAAUCUUGAAAGGUGCAUUAUUGAUAAUCUAAUUCACUAAACCUUGAUUAAACAUUGUAUUAUAUUCUGUCAUUGUGUAAUUGACGGUUAAAAAAAACCCUACUUAAUGAAAUUUCUUUAUCUUCAAAUUUAUACCAAAGAUGAAAGUUACAAAUGAUUCAAUUUUUAUGGCGUGAAGUGUACACUCCUGAGUUGUUCCUCUACUGAAAACUGCCAAGGGUUUGAUUAUAUAGUUUUGAAUGGUAAAGCUAUUUAUAUUGUUAUAAUUAGUAUAGUGUUGGCUAAUUAUUAUACUGGGCAGAUUGGUCUCGGUCUCUGGCAAAUUUCACCAUUAUUGUUUAUGUCCCAUGGUGAUACAUAAUUUUCCUUUUGUCACUUCAUUGUAACAGCUUAUUUUUGUAUUGUUUUGUAGUUCAUUUGUCAUGUUCUUGACUGCAACACAUUCCAUCAAGCAUUAAGGAGUUUUAUAUAUUUUUUAGGUAAUUUAAUUUUCAUUUCUCUAUGUAAAAAAUCAUAUAAAAUCCAUUGUAAGGGUCAGCAAUUUUGAUUUGGGGAUUGUGUUCCUUGCACAUUUUUAUUUCUAAAGAACCUCUCAUAAGAUCUUAACAUGAAUAGAUUUAAGUGCCAACAUAAUUUUUCAAAAUUGCUGAUCCCAGAUCCUAGCUGUGAUUUUGGUAGGUCCCGCAUCCUGUGAUGGUGAAGGGCUAUCAGCUUAGCAGAAAUCCCAACUCUGACUCAAAAUUCACUCUUUAGGCAAGAAAUUUAGUUCCCGUCCUUACUUGUAGUUUCAGCAAAGUUUUGUGAUACUUUUGAUCGAGUAACAACCAUUACUUUAUGAAGACCCAAUUACAUACAACUUUGGCAUUUGUUUUUCUCCCCCUGAAAAGGAAAUGUAGAAAAAAACAAAUUAUUGCUUUUCCUCAUUGGAGCCUUGUUAAUGCUUGGAUAGGGUUUCUAUUCCAUUGCUAAUAAGGGACUUGAACCUUACUGAAGCUCAUAUAAGGGUCAAAUCUGGCUGUCACCAUGGGGCGUCACCAUUCUCCAUCACACGACGCCGUUUACGCUUCUAGUCAAAAUUCUCGCAUAAGUUGCAGGUGUCAGCGUCAGAUCCUGCUUACCCCCCAGACUCAUUUCUAUUGCCAAUGCAGCAAGAUGUAUGGAAUUUAGGACUUUUAUUCCCUUGCCAUAUAUGAGGACAGUGAAAUAUUAAGCUUCUUGAACACUGAUUGAAACCUGCACUUGUGAUGUGCACUUGUAAGAUCUGUUCAUUAUCCCUUGUGGAUUGGUCUUUGAAGGCUGUAUUGUUUAUAGGAACCUUUCCCAUGCUUCUCUUUUACAUUUAAGUUUGAUAUUUUGAAAAGAUGAAUCAGUUUCUGUUCUCUCAUAUAUGAUUUGGGAAUUUAUGGCCAAAUCUGACGAGUUGGGAGAUGAGCAACGUCAUGGCGGGACCCUUAAGUUGUGAAUCUGACCUUACUGUAUGUACCCAUAGCACAGACCUUACAUUAAAUGUACAGCUUCAGA